Messenger RNA from Gadus morhua (Atlantic cod), 6428 nucleotides. It is a transcript of the gene map3k13, whose product is annotated as mitogen-activated protein kinase kinase kinase 13. The transcript is spliced from 14 exons. NCBI's taxonomy places the organism in Eukaryota, Metazoa, Chordata, Actinopteri, Gadiformes, Gadidae. The record is from RefSeq and is a predicted model, not a curated record. Gene Ontology annotation, biological process: protein autophosphorylation; JNK cascade. The coding region runs from base 423 to 3425 and encodes 1000 amino acids. Gene Ontology annotation, molecular function: MAP kinase kinase kinase activity; ATP binding. Gene Ontology annotation, cellular component: cytoplasm.
UUGCCAGAUUGAGCGGGAAAUCUGACCCAAUCUGGCAACAAUGCGCUUGACGCAGGAGCAGCCAGGUCCACUGAGAAAGACCGAGAGGGACGAGGACUCAGCGGGGCGUCAUGGAAGGUGAUUGAAGUGCAAGCAGUGUUACGCUGUUUAGACCAGAGCCACAAGAGGGUCCGCACCAGAGAGUCUGACUCAGAGAGUCUGGACCAGAGAGUCAGACCCAGAGAGUCAGACCCAGAGAGUCAGACCCAGAGAGUCAGACCCAGAAAGUCAGAUCCAGAGAGUCAGACCCAGAGAGUCAGACCCAGAGAGUCAGACCCAGAGAGUCAGACCCAGAGAGUCAGAUCCAGAGAGUCAGACCCAGAGAGUCAGACCCAGAGAGUUAGACCCAGAGCGGCCAGCGCCCGGCCACCCCUGGGUGGCCCAUGCACACUUACGUCACCAUGGGUAGCCCCCCCGAGGUGCUCUCUUGGACCUCCUGCCCCGGCCUGCUAGUGGGCAAGCUGAAGGAGGAGCUGAAGCUCAGCGUGGUCGGAGACGCCAUGAAGAAGACGGGCCCCACGCCCGACCCCCAGACCAUGGCCACGCCUCCCGACGGGCCCCUCCCCGAGAUCAUCACAGACCUGGCCCCUCUGCCUCCCCCUCCCACGCACCUCUGCGUCCCGCUCCCCACCGCGGCCGGCCCGGACGGGGUGUGCGCGCUGGGCAGCGUGACCCCCUCCUACGGCGCGCUCAACGAGGACUCGUCGGUGCACGCCGAUGGCGGCGGCUAUUUUGACAACAGCGUGCUACAGCUGCGUGACCAGGAGGAGGCGGGGCAGGAGGAGGCGGCCUCGCCCGCUUCCUGCGACCAUGGCGGGUGCGGCAGCGGCGGGGAGGAGCACACGUGCACGGGACGUCCCACGGAGGAGCACACGUGCGGAGGGGAGGGGCAGAAGCAGCCCCAGUACCACCACCACCACCCCCACCCCGAUGACAUCAAGCUGCACUUCCACCGGGCUGGGCCCAACUCAGGGGGCUUCCUGGAGGGCUUGUUUGGCUGCCUGCGGCCUGUCUGGAACAUCAUUGGGAAAACCUACUCCACGGACUACAAGCUGCAACAGCAAGACAUGUGGGAGGUGCCCUUCGAGGAGAUCUCGGAGCUGCAGUGGCUGGGCAGCGGGGCGCAGGGGGCCGUGUUCCUGGGGAAGCUCCACUCAGAGGAGGUGGCCAUCAAGAAAGUGCGUGAGCAGAAGGAGACGGACAUCAAACACCUGAGGAAGCUCAAGCACCCCAACAUCAUCAGCUUCAAGGGCGUGUGCACGCAGGCCCCCUGCUACUGCAUUCUCAUGGAGUACUGCGCCCAGGGCCAGCUGUACGAGGUGCUGCGGGCCGGCCGGAAGGUCACCCCCGCCCUGCUGGUGGACUGGGCUACCGGCAUCGCCAGCGGCAUGAACUACCUCCACCUCCACAAGAUCAUCCACCGCGACCUCAAGUCCCCCAAUGUUCUGGUGACCCACAACGACACGGUGAAGAUCUCCGACUUCGGGACGUCCAAAGAGCUCAGCGAUAAGAGCACUAAGAUGUCCUUUGCCGGGACGGUGGCCUGGAUGGCCCCCGAGGUCAUCAGGAAUGAGCCUGUGUCUGAGAAGGUUGACAUCUGGUCCUUCGGGGUGGUGCUGUGGGAGCUGCUGACGGGGGAGAUCCCCUACAAGGACGUGGACUCGUCGGCCAUCAUCUGGGGGGUGGGCAGCAACAGCCUGCACCUCCCCGUCCCCUCCACCUGCCCCGACGGCUUCAAGAUCCUCAUGAAGCAGACCUGGCAGGGCAAGCCCAGGAAUCGUCCGUCCUUCAGGCAGAUCCUGCUCCACCUGGACAUCGCUGCCGCAGACAUUCUGGGGGCCCCUCAGGAGACCUACUUCAAGUCUCAGGCGGAGUGGAGGGAGGAGGUGAAGAAGCACUUUGAGAAGAUCAAGAGUGAAGGAACGUGCAUCCACCGCCUGGACGAGGAGCUGAUCCGCCGGCGACGGGACGAGCUGCGGCAUGCACUGGACAUCCGGGAGCACUACGAGAGGAAGCUGGAGCGAGCCAACAACCUGUACAUGGAGCUGAGCGCCAUCAUGCUGCAGCUGGAGGUCCGCGAGAAGGACCUCAUGAAGCGGGAGCAGGCGGUGGAGAAGAGGUACCCCGGGAACAACAAGCGCCACCCGGUCCGGCCCAUCGUCAGGCCCAACGCCGUGGAGAAACUCAUGAAGAAGAAAGGAAGCCUUUCCCAGAGGCCCAGCCUGCCUGGGGCUAGAAGGCCUGACCUCCUCCGCUCCGACGGGAUCCCCAGCCUGGAGCCUCUGCCCCCCCCCUCGCCGCUGGCGGCCAGCCCCAGGCUUUCCACGCCCCCGGGCAAGGCCCGCUACCGCAGCAAGCCGCGCCACCGCCGCGCCAGCAGCAAGGGCAGCCACAACGACUUCCCCGAGGUGCUGCAGCUCGGGCCGUCCGAGGACCCCCAGCCCCUCCGGUACCCCCAGGGGCCCAUCCUGCCGCUGAGGGGCCGGGAGCAGGCCGUGGUCAACUGUGCCAACAACCUGCGCUACUUUGGCCCCGCCGCGGCCCUGCGGAGCCCCCAGACCGACCACCUACAGCGGCGGGUGUCGGGCCCCGGCCCUGACCUCAUCUUCUCCACCAGCAUAGACUGUGACCCCCGCCCGCGGGCCCCGACCCCCCUCACCACCAACAGCCCCACCUCUUCUCCACUCGGGCCCCUCACCGGGUCCCUAGGCCCCUGCCGUCAGGCACACCCCUUGCCCGGGGGGCUCUCUGAUAGUCAGAACCCCCCUCGGAGCUACCCCCUGCCCCAGGGGCAGGACGAGGGGCCCCAUCCCGGCGCCGACGGGGACCCGGCGGAGACGCCCCGGCCGGGGGAGCCCGAGGGGCCGGCGCCGCAGGCCCCACCCUCCGCCCUGCCGCGGACCCUCAGACCGCUCAGGAAGGGCGGGGAUGAGUCCUCUGAAGAGGAGGAAGGAGAGGUGGACAGUGAAGUGGAGUUCCCAAGGAGACCGAGGCCCCAUCGCUGCAUGAGCAGCUUCCAGUCCUACUCCACCUUCAGCUCGGAGAACCUGUCGGCCACCGACGGCGAGGAGGGCAACACCAGCGACCACUCCCGCAGCGGGCCCCUGGAGGGCCUCAGUGCCAGCCAGGAGGAGCACCUGGACGAGCUGCUGUCCCACACGCCCGACAUCCCCAUUGACAUCUCCAUGCAGUCCGACGGCCUGUCUGACAAGGAGUGCGCCGUGCGCAGGGUCAAGACCCAGAUCUCCCUGGGCAAGCUGUGUUCUGAUGAGCACAGCUACGAGAAUCCUCUGCAGUUUGGGGAUUCAGACGGCGACUCCUCAGAGGCGGACGGCUCCGACGCCACCAUCAGGAACAACAAGGCAGGGGCCCCAUCCACCUGGUGAGGGCCCGACCCAGAGAGGCGGAGAGACGUCUGCAUCGUCCUCGCUCUUCCUCGAGACAUCUCCCCGCCACCCAUAGCAGGAAACUCAGCAAUAAGAGGAUCGCAAUGUAAACCCAAAAAGCAGCCUAUGAACUACAAAGAAGUUAAAAUGCAAUCGAUCCUAGAUGUCCAAUCCGAUCCCACUCAGCUCCCUCUCUUCCUAACCCGCCCCCUCCCCCUUCUCCAAAAAAUCCACCACCAUCACCUCGUCCACCACCACCUCCUCCAUCACCGGCACCACCAUCCCCCCCCCCUCGGGGCAGCAUCCAGGCAACACUAAAGGCAGGGGUUUCCAUGUCAAUGGUAUGGAAGUGAAACAUCCAUCAUUUAUUUUUUGGCUGAAUUCUAAGAAAGGCAAAUCAUCAGGAACAGAAUACAUCUGCUGAUACAAGAAAUACAACCAAAGACGAUUAGGACGACAGAGAGGAAGUUAGGAAGAGGUUCAUCAUUAAUCAUUUUUUGUGGAUCUCUAAGCAGCACGGUAAUACUGACUGUAUGCAAUACUGACUGUAUGUGGGUGAUUACAUAACGAUGACGAUACUGUAUGUGGGAGAUGAUAAUAAUGAGGAGGAUGAUGAUGAAGCAGACAUGGAACAGAGGGUGAUUGUGGACCAGCACAGACAGCUGGCAGAGACUAGGGCUGUAGGAGGCUCUACAUCGUUGGGGAUUUGACCCCCGGAGCAGCAGGAGGCAACAAAAAAAUGUCCCGGGUUGCUACAGGGCAGAGGGAGAGAAUUUACCCCUCCCACCUCCAACGUUGACCCCUGUGGUGUCUGGUGGACCUGGAGAGACUCACCGUCCAACCAGCCCCUCCACCUGGGGGGGUACUAUCUGAACACGCCCUGCCCCCCCACCAUAACUCCCCCUCCCCUGUAGAACAAGCCCCGUCCAACUGCUGCUCAAUGGUCUGCAGCCGCCAAACCCCCUGGUGGUCAGCAGCGCUAGAGGAAAAAGAAGAGGAGACCAUUGACCAAACCAGACCUUGCAGCACAGUCCCCCCCUCCCUCCUGUUCGUGUUGACCUCCGUGCUCUGGAGACCUCCCCCCCCCCCCCCCCGUCAGAGGUCACAAGGGACACCUUGGAUAUAAUUGUUUAUGAGCUUUCCCUCUCCGUGUAGAAGGGACCAAGUCUUAUGUACAUCUCAGGAUUGUUCUAGAACUGUGAGGAGACCAGACCGGACCGAAAAGCGCGUUAAUUAGUGAGGUACCGUCUGGCACAUAUUAUGGACCAUGCAGGUAUAUUUUAAAUAACUCUCUAUUGAGGACAGAUUUGUUCGACCCCUUAGGUUGUUGUUGUUUUAGUUGACAUCAAUGUUGUUUCCAUUUGUUGGGGGUCGGGGUAAAGAUGCAGUAUUCCUUUUUCAGUAAAACAAAUCACUAGGUUGUGAGGCGUUACUUUCAUUUCCUCACCGGUUUAUCCCUAUUCAUGGUGAUACGAGUGCUUAGUGGUACCAGCUGUGUACAUAUUAGUGUCAAAAAUAGGCACCUAAAUGUUUUCUGUGUGGUGGUGGUUAAUUAGUCAGCCAGAAGCUCAGGUGGGGAGGGUUUGAUAGAUCAGAACAUUAGGUGUCUAGCUGGCUGGACAUACACUGGUGUCAUAGAAUAAUUAGUCUGCAUUACACAGAUAAGAUAUAUUUUUAAAUAGGCCCCUUCCUGUGAUGUUGCCUUUGCUGGUUUAAGGCUCAGGUCAUAGGUUUCAAAAAGAAAAACGAAAAACAGGAGCAGUAUAUCAAUGUCCGCUAGAUGGCGCCAUGUAUUUGCCUUUUCAUUGCAGUACAUAAAUCCACUCAUUCCUUUUCUACCGGUAAUCAUGACAGUGUUAUAGUUCAUUCUCGAUAUAAAUUGCUUCUUCUUUUUUAACCCUGUGCUCUUUAGAAAUGGAUACUGCAUCUUUGGAGUCGACAUGUUUGUUUUCAUCAUCUUAAGUGUUUUUUUUUGUCAGGGUUGAAAUUACUAAUUUUUCAAAAGUAAGUUUUGAGAAGGCUGUGACAAAGUAAGGAAUAUAUAAGCCAGAGAGAAGUCCACGAGCACCGACCCCGCUCAUGGUUUCCAAGAACCUCAUCUCAGUGUUAGUGCUACUACCUUGUGUAAAAAACUCCUAGAUGUCAUGUGAGCCGUUUAGUUCCUCUACCCUGUUCUCAUAGCUCAGAGUUGAGCUCUAACCUGGUCCCAGAGCUCAGAGAGGAGCGGACUACUACCUGCUCUGCGCAAAAGCUCCUCCCCCUCCGCGCUAAAGCUCCUCCCCUCUGUUUACCGCAUCAAGUCCCUUCACGAAGAUGUCCCGCUAUGAAAUGAUUGUAGAUAGAUUUUAAUUCAAUUUGAAUCUUUUGAUGUUGUUUGUGUUUCUUUGUAGCUGGCCUACAUCAUUAUUGAUUUAAUUUAUUAUGAAUGACUAGUCGGGAAUUGUGUUUAUUCAAAAUAAUCUGGCAGCUUUAGGAAUAGUUUUCUCUGAUCCCCUGAUUAGUAUUAUUGAGAGGAAGCACAGCAGAUAUGAUAAGGAGUUUGACAGUAUUGAGAGCUUGAGGAGACAUGGUUCAGACUCUCCUCUUAGGGUCGAUCCACCCAUUGUUGUGUUUCUAAUGGGAUCAUUCAUCAUAUCUCUGAGGCAAUCGAGGGUUAGAGGCCAGUGUUCCAAUGAAGUCUUCCACACAUGCCUUUGCAAUAUACUUUAUAACAGGGUAAUUAAGAGGUUAUGCCUUAACCAGGUUUUCUGACAUUUCCCCUCCCCUCUUUCCCUCCCUAUGAACAAUACUAUUGAACUUACAUCAGUUUCUGUAAAUGUCAUGUAAACCACAUACCCGCUCCUUUGGGAAGCUCAUAUUUCCAACCUCCUUCUCCUCUCCAAUGGCAACCGAACAAGCAACCCUGGCCAGUGUAGUGCUCAUGGGUUUACAGAAGAAUAAAUAAAUGAAUAAAAGCAAAAACAACUGCAUGGAAUAAAUGCUGAGGUACUGUACCCAAAAUCG